CCUGCCCCACAAUCUGAAUCAAAGAGGAUGGGUAAAGGAGAGGUUCGGGACGAAACCAGAGUGGAUCUGCGGCAAAGCGGAGCCUCCGGAGGUAGGGCGGCUUGUGCUGUGCCGUCAUUUCGGAUUCCCGACCGAAGAAAGAAGGUUUCAGUUUCAUUCAACCAACUAUCUUUUUGAAGCAGAUAGUUCACAGUGCUUUUAUUCAUUCUAUAGAGACUGUCAAAGCCAACUCAUGUUUUCACUCCAUUUUCAUUACGAAGAUGUAUCACGUCAAGAUCCGUUGCUCAAACCGAAUCACGCCAACGUUAUGGAAGUUCCUGGAUCGUGUGAAAUAAGAGUAGUACCAAAGGCACCCUAUAAUUUCAUAAUUAAAAAUGGAAAAUUGGCUAUGGAGAUUCCGCGCGGUCAGAAAAAAAUACAGACACAAAGGGGUUCGACAGGAAAGUCGUUUCGAUCCAAUCUAUUCUUGGGGUCAAAUAAAGACAAAGGAUAUGUCAGUGACCUGGCACGCCAAAGCACUCUCCGAGGGCAUGGAAUGUCUAAUUUUUCGGUCAGAAUCGCGAUAGUAAUGUCUCUGUUAGAUUCUCCGGUCGAAAUACGGGAAAACUCCAUUCAAUUCUCGAUGGAAACGGAGUUUUGCGAAUUCUCCCCAGAACUGGAAGAUCAUUUCGAGGUCUUCGAACAUAUUCGAGGGUUCAAUGUGACUAUUGUCACUUCGGCCAACACACAAGAUGAGACUUUACCACCGUGGAGCGGCUUUUUGCAGGGGGAAGGACUCAGCUCUUUGAAAGCUUUCACCUCGACUAGAAGAUAGAAGAAAGAAGCCUAGAAGCAAGCACAGGCCUUACCUUCCGCCUUGUCCUUAGAUAGAAGAAGAACAGGAGAAAGAAGAAUGGAAAUAACCGUAGUUAUUUCCGCUCUUGUCGGAAUUGCUACUAGAAAGGAGUUAUCACCGGGAAAUCUCUUUAGACUUUAGAAAAGAAAAGUCCUAAGCAGCAAGGUCAGUCAAUUCUUUCUUUUAGGAAGGCUCCCACGUGCCAUUGAUUUAGCUGAAUUAGCUCUUGCCGUAAGCGCUCUUGCACGAGUACUGUAUCACUACAGUAAGAGGAAGUACGAGCAGAAAUCAGUAGUAACUCUUCGCCUUUCAAGAUAUUGCGUUUAAUAGAUAGAGAGAGAGCCAGUCUCUUUUCUUUAGCGACCGAGAAUGUUAUGUCAAAAGGACCAACGACGAUGAAGGAUACGAA
Messenger RNA from Gossypium raimondii (Peruvian cotton), 1244 nucleotides. Its product is annotated as 60S ribosomal protein L5, mitochondrial. The record is from RefSeq and is a predicted model, not a curated record. Bases 233 to 814 code for a protein of 193 amino acids. Gene Ontology annotation, cellular component: ribosome; cytosolic large ribosomal subunit. NCBI's taxonomy places the organism in Eukaryota, Viridiplantae, Streptophyta, Magnoliopsida, Malvales, Malvaceae. Gene Ontology annotation, molecular function: structural constituent of ribosome; RNA binding. Gene Ontology annotation, biological process: translation. The transcript has a single exon.